AGGUAAGCCGACACCUUAAACGAUAUUUGCAGCGCGCAUUCUGCCCAUAGAUAUUAAAUACCUAGUAAAUGCGUAAAGGUUUCAUUAGAAUAGAAAAGUUUAUAUUGUCUCGAGCACUAUUAAGAAGGUUACAUUAGAAAAGUUAAUAUGGUGGUUAAGUUUUCUUAAGUUUUCUAAUGUUCCACGGAACUUUCUUAUUUUUUCUUUUGUAAGAACCUUUUCCUGGCCUGUUGUGUUUGUUAUACACAACAGAAAAAUGGUGAUGCCGUGACUAAGGGAAAUUUAUAUAAAUAGAUAUUGGCCUCUAGGCUCUAAAUCAGAAAGAAUGGUCUACACUUGACAGAUGUAUUUAUUUGACAUUCUUGAAAUAGUAAACACAGUUUACUCUUUUAAUUAAAAUUAUUGUAUUUUAGAAAAAAACUUGUAAAUAUAAAAACCACAAAAAAAGAGAAAAUGAAGCCGAGCCGCGCACAAGGAGAGAUUAUACCUGCUGUAUCGUUUGAAAUAAGUAGACGAAGCUCCGGAGAUUUGACUCCACCACCAUCGACACCUGCAUGCCACGUGGCGUCGUUGUCUUCUCCACAAUGCGGCCGGCGAGCACAAGCUCUAGGGUUGAAGACCGGCGCUGACAAAUCCGGCACACAGAGUCCAGCCAGCCUCCCCGACUCUCCUCCUAAGCAUCGAACGAAAUCGACGGAAGGCAAAAAAUCUGCUAGUCUAACAAAUCAUUCAAGAAAUUCUUCGGCGCAUUCAUUAAUGACUGAUUUCGACAAUUCAGUGUCUGUUACUGCCCCGGAAAAAGGUGUCACUAUAUCAAGAUAUCUUGCAGGAGGACAGAAGAACCUUCCACGAAGUAUUAAGAUCAAACAUUUGAAGCUCAUGGCGAAAAAACGGCAGGAGAUUUUACAAUUACAGAAAUUGGUGACUUACCAACAAAACUCUUAUAUAAAGCUUUAUGCUCAAAUAAAAGACUUAGAGGCAAGGUCCGGCAUCGACUCUGGCGACUGUCUCGGCAAAAUGCGCAUUUUGACAAUGAACGGAUGGCCGCCUCACGACCUGUUGAUGUUGGUGCAGGAUCCGCUUAGUCAUAAAAAAGCAGCCAGCGGAGUGCUAGGUCCGGCAGCAGUCGAAGGUUUAAGGUUCGAAUUGUUUUCAAUCCCAAAAGAGGUUUCCGAUUUGGGUAACGACAUCUUGACGCGACGCUUAAAAGUUUUGGAAUAUUUUCGUAAGCGCACAUCAGACGUGAAAGUUAGGAAUGAAUUUGACACCGAGACUGAAGUCAUUCACAAACUGAUAAACGAGACUUCAAAGCGUUUGGAGGAUAAAGUCAAACGCAUCAUGAACAUCACCAAAGCAUCUUGGAAAGAUCGUGAUAAUUUGAUAAAAAAAGUAAACCAAUUAAACAAAGAGUUGUCAAGUUUACAAAACAAUGGAACCGAAACUAUGGAGAAAAAUGACAUAGGAGAUAAAGUCUCCAGUGUAAAAUUCGACACGAGUAGCACGGAUCUAAAAGAGAAGCUGAACAAGGAGCGCGCCGCCCGCGAGUCGCUGAAGCACAUGGUGGCGACGGCAGAGGGCUUGCUGCGCUCGGCGCGCGCGCGCAUCACAGUGCUGGAGCGCGAGCUCAAGUCCACGCAGAAGCAGAUGCAGGCCACCGCACUCAAGCACAAGGAAUUCGAGUUACUCCAUCGUUGUCGUCAGACAAGCUACGGCGUGCGUUCCAAGAAAUUAUUAGAAGACUCUAAAACUGGAGAAGUAACUAUCGAGAUGCUGACCCUUCAGCGGAAUGCACUAGAAUUAAGAGUCACAGAGCUACAAGACCAAAUCAAGUCGAUAACCGAGGAUUACGUGGCUCGCGAGUCGAAGCUCCAAGAGAACUUGGACCAGCUACAGGAGAAGUUGGUUGAGCAGGAAAAACAUAGGAUAAGAUCAGAGACUCGUGUGAUGGACCUAGAAAAACGAAUAAAAGAUAUACACGAGCAAUACAGACAACUCUUGGAACAAUCGGAUAAACUUAUGAAAAUGAGUAGUGAGAAAUGCCUUGAUUACCUGCCGCGCAAAGAAAAUGAACCUUCACUAACCGAAGCGGAGUUAUGGAAGGAUCUAGAAGCUACCAAAAAGAGAUUAGAACAAGUCACAACUGAGUUAAGACAGAGCCGUGAAGACAAAGAAAGCUUAUUAAACUCCUUGGCCAAAAUAGCGCAAGAAGGCUCCGAGAACAACAUGGCUAACGAACUGUUACUGAGGGAGCAAACAAAUUUCAGACUGCAAAAAGUUAUAGAAGAACUAAAGCAAAAUCUUAAAUCAAUGAACGAAAAAUUAGCACAAAAAGAUCGCCAGAUUAUUUCACUGAAUAUGGAAGCCUCGCGAACAGAUUACGAGUGUUGUAGUAAUACCCGCGAUAACCACGAACUUGCUUUUGAGGUUAUGGAGUUAUCCACGCAAGUGGCGAAGCUGACGCGCGAACGUGAGUCGCUGGUGACGGCGGCAAUGUCGCGCGCGCUGAUGCUGGAGCGGCACGAGCGCUGCGCCGACCUGUUCGCGCGCGUAACGCGCGCGCGUCGUGACAUGGCCGCGCAGCUCGAGGGCCAAGAACGGGAACGGCCACACAGUGAAACCGAUGCUAAACUGCCGAGUUCCAUGUCGCCGGUGUGUCUGAAGGCCGCAGAGACGUGGUCUGAGCUGCGAUCGGACCGCGAGCGCGUGCUGCAGCUGCAGGAGCUGGUGGCGUCGCAGAACCUGCAGCUGAAGCGCGAACGUCGCGUGCGCAACCACCUCGAGCAGCGCCGCGCCAUCCUCGAGCGGCUCUUCGUGAACCGCUCCACUUCCAAACAGUAUAUCGCGGCGGAGAACGUGGCUACGUAUCUCGGAACUUCUUCUUAUUUGGCAAAAGAUGCUUUUGUUGAUGAAUCUUAAUGUAACUCGCCUUCCCGUACAAUAUAAAUGUUUUAGAAAUAAAUGUACAUAUUUACAUGUCCGAGAGUUAAGAAAAUAUAUUAAAAGAUGAGCGUGUGGUAUUUUUUAUUCCACACUUUUAUGUAGCUUCA
Messenger RNA from Cydia pomonella (codling moth), 3047 nucleotides. RefSeq lists its product as uncharacterized. Bases 454 to 2916 code for a protein of 820 amino acids. The record is from RefSeq and is a predicted model, not a curated record. Lineage: Eukaryota; Metazoa; Arthropoda; Insecta; Lepidoptera; Tortricidae. The transcript is spliced from 19 exons.